UACGCCAGGCAGUGGGCAGGAUUUACUUUGCAGGCACCGAGACUGCCACACAUUGGAGCGGCUACAUGGAGGGGGCUGUGGAGGCUGGAGAGAGAGCUGCCCGGGAGAUCCUGCAUGCUGUGGGGAAGAUUCCGGAGGAUGAAAUCUGGCAGCCAGAACCAGAAUCUGUGGACGUCCCUGCUCGGCCCAUCACCACAACCUUCCUGGAGCGGAACUUGCCCUCGGUGCCUGGCCUGCUGAGGCUGAUGGGACUCACCACUGUGUUUUCAGCCAUGGCUCUUGGCUUCCUGGCCUACAAAAGGGGAUUGCUUGUGCGGGUCUGAAAAGAGGGCAUCUUUGUAACCACACCUCUUCUUAACUCUCUGUAGGUUGUAGGUUUGGGGAAGGGGCUGGGAUGAAGAUCCAUCAAUACAGAAAGAACGCAUAGCAUGGAGAGGAGCAUAAAGCGAAGUCAGAGCAUGAGCACAGGCAACCCACUACCUCUGUCUCCAUUUAGGCCCCUAGUUAGUGACUCGGCACGCUAUCCCAUCCAUCUUCAAGAUUAUCGCCUUUGUACUUAAUUAGCCUUGUUGAAGGUCCUGCCUGUCCCACAGCAUACCUUGCCCAUGUACAAUCAGUUUGCCCCUGCCACCUUUAUUGCUCUGUGCUUAACCCUCCUACUUGUAACACCCUCGUUUUUCCAAGAAUUCUAUGUUUGUCUUUAGGAGCCUAGACUGUUAUAGCUGGGGAAUCUAGCCCUCACUUUCUGUUUUAGAAUUGAGCCAACUGAAAGUGACAGAAGUGGAACUUAAGCAGUCACUGGUAUUUGGCAGGCUACAACACAAGUACAGGCCUUUCCCCAUUUCCCAAGAUGUGCAACCACUUCCCUCCACUCCCUGCUGUGAUUACAAAUGUUGCGUCCUUGGAUGGGGUUGUUCUGAACUAGGUGAUCUUAUGCUGUCCAAAUGCUACUCAGUGUAUCUCUCUACAUCUUGUUGUCUUGUGCAGCGUGCCUCCAGAUGAGUUUAAUUGUUUGAAGUGUAGGAAUCCUGGCUUUCCUUCUUUUUCUGUCCUCCACUAUAUCUCAACACGAAGGUCAAAACAUGCUUAGUAAUUAAAAAUAAAAUUGAU
Molecule: messenger RNA, 1110 nt
Organism: Ochotona curzoniae (black-lipped pika)
Lineage: Eukaryota; Metazoa; Chordata; Mammalia; Lagomorpha; Ochotonidae
Product: amine oxidase [flavin-containing] B-like
Exons: 3
Coding region: 66-323 (85 amino acids)
Source: RefSeq, a predicted model, not a curated record